Ictalurus punctatus (channel catfish) is the source of this 3376-nucleotide messenger RNA. RefSeq names its product queuine tRNA-ribosyltransferase accessory subunit 2 (gene qtrt2). The transcript is spliced from 9 exons. NCBI's taxonomy places the organism in Eukaryota, Metazoa, Chordata, Actinopteri, Siluriformes, Ictaluridae. Gene Ontology annotation, molecular function: tRNA-guanosine(34) queuine transglycosylase activity. The record is from RefSeq and is a predicted model, not a curated record. The coding region runs from base 1220 to 2461 and encodes 413 amino acids.
GGGUUGUUCACAUGAUUCUGUUUAUAAUAAUUUCAAUAAAUAUAUGCGAAUUGUUUUAAUAUACUUUAGGAGCACUCGUAGCCGUCGUAGUGUGCAUGCAUCUCCUUGUUAGCAUUAGCUAGUUAUCUGUAGUUAACGUGGUACCGGUACCUUUUUUUCAUAAAUAUAUUGAUAUAGCAUCACAUAUUUGGAUUGAGGAAUAAAAUGAGGAUGUAAAAACAUUUCAACUUAACCAGCUAACACUUAUUUCUCUCUGGAUUAUAAAACAAGUCAACCAGCAAGAACAAACCACUUAACCACAACAUUUAUUAAACUAAUAAAGCUUGAGAAAUUUAGGAGAAAUUAGCUGUAUUCAGUUGAAAUAUAAUAGCAUUGUAAUGAAAUAAAAUGGCAUAAAGGAAAUCUGCAAAUAAAGCUCUUAUUAUAUUGUUUGAAAAUAUUUACUUUUGAAGAACAAAUAGAUUCAUUUGUGUAUUUUUUUAAAAACAUUUUAUGAGUUUUUUAAAAUUAAAAAUACAAUCCAAAUUAUUCAGUUUUGUGCAUUAGGGAUGUACAAAUUCAGACUUCAAUCCCAGGUUCAUAAUCUAGUCUAAGAGUAUCAGGAUAUUAAUCUAAUUAAUCCAGUGGUGAAGCGUGUCUUGCAUUCGUAUAUUGUUCUCGUUAUCACGCUGGAAUAAGCAACUUCAACAGGUCAAAAAAAAAAGCAAAGCAGUGAGGUAACCAGAUGCAAUGCUACUCCCAUAUUACUAUCAAACAAUUUCUUUUCUAAAAGCCAUUUUCUUUCAUGAGUUUUGCGUUUAUUAUUAUUCAAAUAUUUAGAUACUAUAUUACCAACUCCUUGUUUGUGCUAUAAAAUUGGAAUUUUUGAAUGGUUUAUGUAUUAAAGUUGUGUAUUACAUUUACAUUUAUUCAUAUAGCAGACGCUUUUAUCCAAUGCGACUUACAAAUGAGAAAAAUACAAGCAAAGCGAUAUAUCAAACAGAGGACAAUGCAAGUAAUGCUACCAUACAAGAUCCAUUAAUUGAGUUCCAGAAGAAGCAAAGUGCACAGAGUAGAGGUGUAAGUGCAAUUUUUUUUUUUUUUUAUGAGUUGGUUAGGUGUUCACAGAAGAGGUGGGUCUUUAACUGUUUUUUUGAAGAUGGUGAGAGAUUCUGCAGUCCGGAUUGAGCUGCUCUUUGAUGCACUUACUUAGUUAACCACUCUCGACUGCACUGGGGCCAUGAAGCUGGAGUUGUCGAAGGUGGUGCGAGGUUGCCGUCUGGGGCUUUUGACCAGCAUCGGUCAAACCUCGCAGCACUCCCUGGAAGUUCCAGGCUGUCUCCUGUACACCCGCUGUGCCACUGUGCCCCAUUUGACCCAGGACACACUUCACACACUCCAUAACCUGCCUGCAGUUACACAGGUCACACUGGAGAGCCUCGCAGAGCACCAGGAAAUCCUGGAGGAGUUUAAACAUGGUGUAAGAAAGUUUGCAGGUCUACACGACACGCUGCUCUUCUGCACCCUCCAUGACCCUGCCACGACCCAUCCCGCUGGCCACGUCACCAACAAGACAGUGUCCGUGUGGGGCAGCGGAGGAAGAAUAGAGCUGUCAGUGGCCAAGUUUAUGGCCAUGCAGGCAGCCAUCCGGCCAGACUGCUAUGAGAGCAUGGCAGAUGGAGAGACAUGGCAGGCCAACACAUCGCGGAAGAGGGUGCGUAAAGCAGUUGAGCGCACUCUUUCGCACCUGGACGAGUGUCUCGAAUUGCACCACAAAACACAGGAACUGAAAGGGUCUGCGAUAUUCGGCGUGGUGGAGGGAGGUGACAUCUUGGAGGAGAGGCUGAGGUCAGCACGCGAAACAGCCAAACGGCCUGUGGCUGGAUUCGUCCUGGAUGGCUUCCAGUCCACCUCCAUGGAGCAGGAGCUCAGGGAGCAACUGAUCACAGCAGUGACUGCAGAGCUGCCUCAGGAAAAACCGAGGUUAUUGAGAGGCGUGGGGCAUCCAGAUGAGGUCAUAGCUUAUGUGGAAGCUGGAGUGGACCUGUUUGAGGGCUUCUUCCCCUUUCAGGUGACUGAGAGAGGCUGCGCCCUGUGCUUCGACUACACCGCUACACCUGACCCAGAGACUGCAGGUACAUCUCCCCCUACAGUUUUGGAAUCGAAUGGAGUGGAGCCUGCUGUUGAAGUACUAAAGGAAAAUGGCGAAGACAGCCCUGAAAAUAUGAGCCGAUUUGAGAUGAACCUGAGGGACACAAGGUACCGGGAUGAUUUCCGUCCACUGGUGGAUGGGUGUAGCUGUUACUGCUGUAAGAACCAUAAAAGAGCUUACAUCCAUCAUCUGCUGGUGACCAAUGAGCUGCUGGCAGGGGUAUUACUGAUGUUACACAACACAGCUCACUACCUGGGAUUCUUCCAUGCCCUGAGGGAAGCUGUGGCCAAUGACCGGCUAAAGGACUUGAAGAGCAAAGUGUUACAGUGACCAGUGUGGACUAGAGAACAUGGAAUAAAUGCAAUCACAGAAUGUUGACAGGAGCAAGAAGUAUAGUGUUAAAGUGCACAACAUCAAUUUGGGUGCUUUUUUUUUCUUUUCUUUCUUCAGAAAUCUGAAAAAGACAGCAAUCCAGUUGAAAGUAGGAAGUCCACCAUUUUAAACAUCACUCCUGUUAACGUAGUAAUAUUUUCACACAAGCUGGAUAUGAAGAAAUUUAUUCAUCAAUCAUUCUCAGUAGAAUUUACACAAAAUAUGUUGUGAAAAUUGUGAAAUUCCAGGUAUUUCAAGAAAUUCCAGUUAUUUCAAAACAAGUUUGUAUCCUAUGAGAGCUCCUGAAUUUGUGUACAUUUAUGUAUGAGGAAACUCACUAAUGUUGACCUUAAUCAGUUUUAAAUUGUAUAAAUGGCAGAGUUACUGCAGCUUUUUAUAUAUAUAUAUAUAUGUUAAGUUUAAUUGCUUAGCUAUUUCAAUUUUAUGAAGAUUUGUCUUUGUUGUUUUCUAUUCUUGACAAAACAGUUCCAUAACCAACGACAAAUAAGCCUAGCCAUUCAAUUAGGACAAAAGUAAUGGCACCCUAUAACCAGAGGGUGCAUUAGUGUGUGUUUGUGGUAGCUGACUCACUGCAGUGGCUGAGCUGCGUUAUUGGAAGAUCCUUAGGUAGGUAAUUCUCACCAUUUUGUUUUGUGGGCAUGGCUAAAUGUGAAUCAGCUGUGCUGUGAACAUGUCAUUUAUGGCUGAAUUUUUAGUUAAUAAACGUGUUUUACUAUUUAUUAAUAAUAUUUGUAUAUUCAUGAAUCCUGGUAUUCUAAAUAAGGAUUGGUAGUUGUUUCUAAACAAUUGUAUUAAUUUACUGGGCAUAAACAUUGAACAGUUUAUUAUUCUAUAAAGAAGGUAGCUAUUUUU